Molecule: messenger RNA, 1710 nt
Organism: Dreissena polymorpha
Lineage: Eukaryota; Metazoa; Mollusca; Bivalvia; Myida; Dreissenidae
Exons: 4
Coding region: 1-1710 (569 amino acids)
Molecular function (GO): catalytic activity
Source: RefSeq, a predicted model, not a curated record
AUGCCUACCUCUCAACACCGCAAUACAAAGGACCUGUCCGCUGGCUGGCACUUCCUGUACAAGUACUACAAAGGGGCGAUAAGGCACGUUCCCAGCCCUUCCUUUGAACACUACAUUAACCUGCCUACCUCUCAACACCCCAAUACAGAGGACCUGUCCGCUGGCUGGCACUUCCUGUACAAGUACUACAAUGGGACGAUAAGAUUCCUGUCUACAGGUCUUCUUGCUUUCGACACAUGCGCCAUUGGACUGUUCACGGGGGCCAAGUUCAUUUCGAACGUCUACGUUCACCAUAUUAUUGAACUUCAUGGGGUCAGAGGAUACCAGAGUUUCCGAUGUGACAGAGAAGGCAGCAAGAAAGGAGGCAUCCUGACAUUAGUCCGGAACAACAUCAAUGCUGUUCAGACUAAAACGCAUAUGGAUGACUCUGAAUUCCAAGUUCUGAGUCUCAGGAAGAACGAUUUCAAUCUGAAGCGAGUGAAUCUCUACUCUCCAAAUGACGAGGCUCUUUCCCUAGACAGUAUCCCAACAGAAGAAUCUAACUUCAUUGUUGUUGGCGACUUCAACAGUCAUUCACAAAGCUGGGGAUAUGACGACAUGGACCGACGUGGAGAGGAAGUAGAGGAAUGGCAAGAUGACAACAAGCUUAAUCUUAUCAACCAGCCUGAAGAUCUGGCAACUUUCUACUCCAGGAAAUGGCAUACAACGUCGACCCCUGACCUAGCUUUCUGCACUGGAGAUAUCCAUGGGCAUAUCAAGAGCGAAGUCUGUGAUCAACUAGGAGGAAGCGACCAUCGCCCAGUUCUCCUCAUCAUGAACCAGUCUACCUCUUCAUCAUCAAGCAUCCCCAGAUGGAAUUACAAGAAGGCCCGAGCCAAGGCCAAAUUCCUGCGGCACAAACUUGAAGGCCAGAGAAAGAGCUGGAGAAACAAAACAGCAUCACUCAACCUUGAGCGAGAUGGCCGGAAGCUGUGGAUGUUAACGAAACAGCUGAAUGACGAUGAAGUUCAAGCGAGAGGCUCGGUAACUAUGGAAGAGAAUGGAGAGCUGCUGACUGGUAAACAAGCAGCAAAUGUCUUUGCCAGCAACUACAAAGAUGUCAGUGACAUCCAUGCCAGUACAGAAAGACAGAGAAAAGUAAGAAAAGAACAAAGGGACAGGAAAACAGAUGAUGUGACAUCAGACCGUAUGAACCAAAGCCUUACACUGCACGAACUACAGACAGCAGUCAGGCAGCUGAAAUUAGAGAAGUCUCCAGAACCAGACAAUGUGACCAAUGAAAUGAUCACCCAUCUAGGCAGUUCAGCAAUGCACAAACUCCAAGACAUCUUCAACUACAGCUGGACACAAGGCCAACUUCCCCAAGUCUUGAAAGAGGCCAUCAUACUCCCUAUUCUCAAGAAAGGAAAGGAUCCGAAGCAGGCUGGAAGCUACCGUCCAAUAAGCCUCACUAGCUGUGUUGGGAAGACAAUGGAGAGAAUUGUAAACGCACGCCUAAAGUUGUAUCUGGAGACGAACAACUUACUUGCAAAACAACAAGCUGGAUUCCGUCAAUUCCGCUCCACCGAGGACCAGACUACCUACAUGGCCCAAGAAAUUGAAGAUGCUUUCCAGAUACAGAAGGUUGUCCUGACAGCAUGGAUAGACCUUCAAAGGGCCUUUGGUAAAGUCUUGAUUGAUGGGCUCCAAUGCAAACUGAUGAGGAAUUGA